AUGGCAGCCUCCGGGGGCCUGCAAGGUUCCCUAACGAUCUCAUCCCCAAUCUCCAACAGAAACCCUAAUAUCCUCAUGCUCUCCUCCUCCUUCAAAUCCCUCUCUCUCAAGAACAAGAAGCGAACCUCUCCGACCACGAUGAGCAUGGAGGCCGGCGUCGGAGUGAUGGGCACGAAGAUCGGGCACCUUGAGAAGGCCGGGGCCGUGCCGACGGGGCACCUGCAGGAGUUUAGGCUGGAGAAGGCGGAGGGGUUCGAGCCCGGGCAGAGGCUCGUGGUCGAGGAGGUGUUUAAGGAGGGGGGUCUCGUUGAUGUGAGUGGGAAUUCGAUCGGAAAAGGGUUUCAAGGAAUAAAAAAAGGCACAACUAUAGAUUCAAGUUCAGAGUUUGUGCUUGAAGUAAAAGUAUUUCUAGAAGAACUCCCUUGUGCAUUAAAAGCUUCCAAACCCUUCCUCACAGCUGCUUUACCAGUGGCUCUUUCCAUAGUUGAUUGA
Molecule: messenger RNA, 492 nt
Organism: Asparagus officinalis (garden asparagus)
Lineage: Eukaryota; Viridiplantae; Streptophyta; Magnoliopsida; Asparagales; Asparagaceae
Product: 50S ribosomal protein L3-like
Exons: 2
Coding region: 1-492 (163 amino acids)
Biological process (GO): translation
Cellular component (GO): ribosome; chloroplast envelope
Molecular function (GO): structural constituent of ribosome
Source: RefSeq, a predicted model, not a curated record